Messenger RNA from Cyphellophora attinorum, 606 nucleotides. RefSeq lists its product as uncharacterized. The record is from RefSeq and is a predicted model, not a curated record. Bases 1 to 606 code for a protein of 201 amino acids. The transcript has a single exon. Gene Ontology annotation, molecular function: gamma-glutamylcyclotransferase activity. NCBI's taxonomy places the organism in Eukaryota, Fungi, Ascomycota, Eurotiomycetes, Chaetothyriales, Cyphellophoraceae.
AUGGCCGGGACCAACAGGCGCGAUCGAUAUUCGCCUUCAGACAGCGCAUACUAUGCCGUCGGCCCCAAAGACAUGACGUCGUCCCCAACGGGCACAUUCUACUUUGCUUAUGGCUCGAACUUAUCCACCACACAGAUGGGCAUAAGAUGUCAUCAGGAUCCCCAGUCAUCACAGCCCGUUGCAAUUGCUCGCCUCGACGACUACGAGUGGAUCAUUUGCCAGAGAGGGUAUGCCAACGUCGUUGCGUUACCACCACUACAACCGCAAUCCAACUCAUCAAACACACCAUCGAUCUCUCCUGGAUCGCAGACAAAGACGACGUCCUCCACCACAAGCAUCAACAAACGCACAGUCCACGGCCUUCUCUACAAUCUCUCACCCGCCGACGAAGCUCGCCUAGACCUCUACGAGGGCCACGAAAAUGGCCGCAACCCCCAUCCAGAGCCCAAUCCCGAUCCCACUACUGCGACAGCCAUCCCCUUCCUGCAAGGAAAGUGGACUACAACAAGCACUACCUCCCCGUCACCAUCACGAAAUGGCUCACGCCGCCCGAAGACUUCGGCCUCGAAUCAGUUCCUCAGAACGUGGAAGCCGCCGCAGCAGUAG